GACAGAAGUUAGCAGGAACUCUGGGGAAGUCCAGCACCCUGGAAGAUAACUCUUGGGGGCCUGAUUUUGCAUACAGUAACUGUGCAUCUGAUAGAAAUUUGACUGAAUUUUUUUAUGUAAGUAUCAAAUAUACAAUUAUUUAUUGGGGAAAAAUGUGAAAAUUACAAGCUCAAAUUAGAUACUCGUGGCUUUAUUUAUAAAAGUGGCUUGAUAUUUGACCGUCCAUUGUCUUAAUGGCUAUCCAGGAGUAAUCAGAAUCCUGUAACUGUCAGGUCAUUUGAUGAAGGCACCCAAAUGCAGACUCCAUGUGUUCUACACUUCUUUUUCUGCUGGAUCUACCUGGCCUUUUUCACACAUUAGGACAGAGAGUUUGAAAUUUGAAACUGCUCAAUAUAGGGUAUGGUCUUUCCAUAUGUUUAUGUCAUUUCUGCAGACUGGAACUUCCAGAACAGAUGGCUUGAAAAUUCUGAAGAAUCAGACUUGGACACUGUCUUAAAAGUCUAUGAAACAUGUUACUUAAUUAUUGUAGUGGGAAAGUUGGUUCAGUGUGGAAGAAAACUUGAGAGACUAGAGUCCAGCCUUUUUUUGCUCAUUCCACACAGAUUGCUUUUUAUGCCUUUUUACUUAUACCUCCUUCUUUUAAGCAGUUUCUGAUUUCUUUUUCUUCUGAUUUUCUACUAUAACAGUGUCUUCUUUCCCUUCUCUUUGUUAAAUCAUAAGUUCAAUUUUGAAACUUUUAUUCUACAUUCUGAGUUAAGAUGAUGAGUGAAAUAGAAUAAUAUAUUUUAUUUUGAAGCAAAAUUUCUUAGCAAUAGAAUAUUUGGAGAAAUUAAAGAUGAACUGCACAUACUUCUGGGAAUUUGGCUGACUUUUAAAAUACUGAAAAAUGGAAAGAAGAUGCAUAGGAAAGUUAUACUUCCUUGCCUAGUCCUGUGGGCAAUGAAAAUUACUGAUGCUUGUCCUGCGCAGAUUCAUACUUUCCUCUUUUAAGAUCUUGGGGUUGCUAGUUUCUUACUGCUAGUGGCUUAAAUCGAAAGUAUUUAGAUUUUCUUCUUAUUUUUUUUCUGGCAUUGGAAAGGGCUAAAAUCACUGUGUUUGUGAAUUAGACAGGAAAGACAAUAUGAGCAUGACUGAGGCAGCCUCUUUUUUUCUUGCAGUCUGCUAGUUGAGGGAAAUUGCAUAGCUGGUUUUAGGAGUAAGCUUUAGAGUGUAUGGUAAUGACAAUGGUAAUAUUAGCUUGCUCUCAAAUAGCAGCUCUUUUCCUGUGUGCUACUCUCUGAGAAAAUUUUUAGGGAAAAAAGAAAGAGAGAGAGGAUGACUGGCUAACCUCGUGUAAUGAUAACUGCUAAUAAAAAUAAAGUAGUAUCCGCUCAAGCAUUCUUAUCUUUAUAGGAGGUUAACAUAAUUGCAUCUCUAGCAUAGUCUUUUAAGUCUUGAAUCAUCAUCUACUUUUUGGAAGAGAAGAAUUUAUUGCAAUAUGUUUGCAAGGAAAAAUGGGAAGUUGAUUUGAUCCUUUUUCAUGUGUUUCACUCCCUUUGGAACAAGUACAUUCCUAGCAAAUCUUACACUUGACACAGCAGAAAAUGUGGACUGAGCAACUUUUUCUAAUUAAAAUCCCUCUAAUGUUACUCUAAAUGUUGAGAUUUACACUAUCACAUCCAAUUCAUUAAACUAAAACUGCAAAAAAAAUUCAGAAGGUUCUUUUAGGUAACUGCCCGUUGUCUCCUGCUGUAUUUGAAUCCUUUGCCAGGAAGGGAAAAAUUGCAAAGCAUUUGUAUUUUACAACGUAGCACAUGCCAUAGCUGUGAGCUGAGGUGAUCAGUUGUCCAAGACUUGCACAGGAUUUAUAUCCCUAUACUGAGAAACUUAAGUGAGAAAACUCUCAAAGAAUACAAUCUCUUCUAUUUUGUUGUUGUUUUGUUUUGUUUUAGCUGUGCUGCUGUAGUCCAAGGCCACCUCCAAGGCUUUCCUUUCCCCAAGCUGAAUGGCUGCAGGCACCUCAUUAUCAUGACUUGUGUUGCUGUCUUCAGCAUUUUAAAAAGUCUUUUUCUAUUUCUCCAGCAAUAAGAAUCUAGUCAUUUGCACUGCUACUCUUAACCCUUACAGAAAGAGUUUCUCUAAAAACCAUCCAUCAGGGGCCUCAGCAUGGGUUAUACGUGCUCUUGCUGUAAAACAACCCCAACACCUAACUUGAUGAGGACUUGGAGAAAACCGUAGUUGCUGAUGUGUACUGGCAGUUUCUGUAGCCAGUGUACCAAUGUGAUUUCUCAUACUGGCGUAGCUCAAAGUAUGUGGAGAAAUAUCUAGAAAGUCACUUCAAUCUUAUUUUCCCCUUCCAUGGUGUCACUCCUUUCUGGCACUUUAGGCUAUAAAUUUCUUUAAGAUUCAUCCUGACACAGAUUUAUCGGUGAGACUAAUGAAGCUUUAGUACUUUCCAGAGUAGGACAUGCUGUAGUCUGGGAGGCUGUUUUGUCUACUCAACUGUACAGCCCACCACCCCAUUCACAGUGUACCCAGCCAUACUUUUGAAUCCUUGUAAAUACUGCAGGAAUUUAUAUACUUCAUGCUGAUUUAUCCUUAAUUGCAGACCACAGUUUCUGUGUGUCUGGCAUUAAGCUGUUGCAUAUGAGUUAAGACCAUGUUGCCAGCAGACUGCGUUGUUACCAGUCCAACUUGUUUAGUGGCAGGAAUGCUGCCAAAGCCUGCAAAUCUAAUAAAACCAACCAUAGCCAUCAGCCAUAGUAGUUUUGCUAGUAUUGAUCCUUAAUUUAAUAUUGUGAGUUGUUUUUGCCCUUUCUAUUAAAUGUAAGUACUUGGCUGUAGCUUAGGCUGCUGGUGACUUUGGAUUGACUUUCUCUGAGGCCUGUUUUCUCUAGAGGACUCUGCUUUGAGCAUGUCGAUUCAUGAUCAGAGAGAUUUUCACCACUUCAUAAGUGUCAUGGCAAGGAUGGCUGAACCCCACGUGGAAAUCGUGAGCUGUUAGCUAUUUGUUAGCUGAAGUAUUAAAGAAAAAUAUCAUGGACUUUGUGCUGAUUUUCUGUGCUGGGCCAGAGUUUGAACAGAACUGUUGUAUAUGUGAUUACAUAGAGAAAACAAUUUUUUGGAGAAGAGUAAGGUGAAGAGAGUAAGUAAACGUGUUUUGAUUGGUAAGUGAUUUUCAAAUGGAGUCCACUUUUCUUGUUCAUAUGUUAGGACAGCAUGGGCGAAUAGGUCUGGUUAAUUUAUUUAUUUAUUUUGCUAUUUAAAUUUUUUUGUUAUUUAAUUUUUUUGUUUAAUUUUUUUUAAUUAAUUUUUGGUGGGGGGUAUUUCUGUCAUUGGUUGUCAUUAGUUCAUCUGUCAAGAGCCAGGAAGUACUGUUACAACUCGCAGCUGAUUUUUCUACCAACUUUGGCAUAAAAAGGAUAAGGAGCUGCAGUAACAAAUUAGGACAACAGUUUGUGGCUGAGUGUUCCUUCAGUACUUGAAAUAAGCAUUAGUUUAGUAAGAAAGAAAUUCAAUCCUGCAAUAAUGUGCACAUUUUUCUUUAACGAACUUAGAACUUAGUGAGAGGUUUUCAAAUGUUUUUAGGUUUUUUGAGUGGAUUUCAGAUAGAACAUGUAGCAUAUUUCAAUAGAUAUGCAUUCCAGGGUAAAGUGAAUGAACUGCUUAAUUUGAUUCACUGAUUCAGUUUUCUUCAGAGAAGCAAAAUAAAACAAACAAUAUCUAAAUUGACACGCCUUCUUUCCAGCAGUUGGUAUGCAGUAAAAUUUCCUCAUCCUUUUGGUUUGGAACUAAGCAUAAACAGGUUUAGCCCAAGAUUCACCUUUUCAGGAACCUAGUGGAUAUCCAACUCUUCAGGACUAUAAAACAUGUACCUAUGUUGAAUUCUUACUGAAAUUUAAUAGCCAAAAUGACAAAGGUAAUUAAAGUGUACAGUGAAGAUGACAGUAGCAAAGCUUUGGAAAUCCCAAGUGAUAUAACAGCCAGGGAUGUAUGUCAGCUGUUGAUAUUGAAGAACCACUAUAUUGAUGACCACAACUGGACACUGUUUGAAGAACUUACUCAUACAGGCUUAGAAAGACCUAUAGAAGACCAUGAAUUAGUGAUGGAAGUCCAGUCAAACUGGGGGAUGGAAGAGGAAAACAAAUUUUAUUUCAGAAAAAAUUAUGCCAAAUAUGAAUUUUUUAAAAAUCCAGUGAGCUUUUUUCCUGAUCAUAUGAUAUCUUUUUCAAGUGAGACCAAUGCAACUGUAAAACACUCUGGGAUAUUACAGAUGUUCCUAAACUCCAGCACGUAUCCUGAGGUUCAUGGUUAUUUACAUGCAAAAGAGCAGGGAAAAAAAUCAUGGAAAAAAUUAUACUUUGUUUUGAGAAGAUCUGGCCUUUAUUUUUCCACUAAAGGUACAUCUAAGGAGCCAAGGCAUCUGCAGUUUUUCUGUGAAUUCAGCAAUAGUGAUAUAUACAUGUCUUUGACAGGCAGAAAGAUUUCUGGAGCACCAACAAGCUAUGGAUUCUGCUUUAAGCCUAACAAAUCAGGAGGAACCAGAGACCUGAAACAACUCUGUGCAGAUGAUGAGCAAAGUAGGACCUGUUGGAUGACAGCAAUAAGGUUGUUUAAGUAUGGGAUGCAGCUGUAUCAGAAUUACAUGCAACCGUAUCAAGGUAGAAGUGGCUGCAGCCGUUUGAGUGUAACACCUAUGAGAAGUAUUUCAGAAAAUUCUUUAGUUGCAAUGGAUUUCUCAGGACACAGAAGCAGAAUUAUAGAAAAUCCAACAGAAGCCCUUUCAGUUGCAGUUGAAGAAGGAUUAGCCUGGCGGAGAAGAGGGUGUCUACGACUCAACUCGCAUGGUAGUCCUAUUGCCAUGUCUAACAUGGCUAUUCACAGAUCUCAGUCAUGGUUUCAUCAUAAAAUCUCUAGAGAUGAAGCUCAGAGACUUAUUUUACAGCAUGGGCUUGUAGAUGGGGUGUUCUUGGUACGUGAUAGCCAAAGUAACCCCAAAACAUUUGUACUGUCAUUGAGUCAUGGAUUGAAAAUAAAGCAUUUUCAAAUUGUACCAUUGGAAGAUGAUGGGAAGCUGUUCUAUACCCUUGAUGAUGGUCAGACCAGAUUUACAGAUCUCAUCCAGCUAGUGGAAUUCUACCAACUUAAUAAAGGAGUACUACCUUGCAAGUUAAAGCACUAUUGUGCACGUAUUCCUCUUUAACCAAAGCAUCUGUUGCUUCAUCAAAGGGAAGGGAAGAUACCAGAAUACUUUUUCUCCUGAAGGCAAUUUGUGUAGUAAGAAGGGUAAAACUGUUACAUUAUAAAGAUUCUAAAUUUUAACUACCAAAAAAUAUGAAGUACAUUCAAUAUAGAUAAGAACUAUGUGAUUGUCAAAGCAAAAUAACUCUGUGGUUUUAAAAUAUAUAUAUCAUUUCUUAUAUAAUUCUUUAGUGUUGUCUUGGACUUUUUUUCUUUUUUCCCAAUGUAAAAGAUUUUUUUUAAUGAUAUUGUGUACCUUCUACAGAAAUAUAACUGAAGAGAAAUUCUUUGUUCUUAGUCUUUUUUUUUUGUCUUUUCAAAUGUUUCUUAUAGUUUCUAUUCAUCACAUAGAAAAACAAAAUUUACUGUGUUAAGGAUAAGCUGAACUGCAUAUUUUACUUGUAAAUAAAAUGAAUAAAUAUUUUGCAUUAUAUUUUUGAAUGCUACUUUGAGGAUUAUCAUUCAAAAAGCAAAAAAUCAUUAAAACUACUUAUAACUGGUUAGCUGUAUUCAAUUGUGCUAUUACUUAAAAUUUUUGUCCAACUUAAUGACUAGAUUGACACCUUUAUGCAGAGAUGGAGCGUUGUUUCCUUGGUUGUGAUAUGUAUAAAUAUGCAUAAAGAGGUAUAUCUGCAGUCUCUAACACACAUACCCCCUGUUAAGUAACACGGCUUGUUUUAGAGCUAAGAAGAGAUCAACUUCAUUGGCUCUUAAAAUGAACAAAUAAAGGUGAAUACAAUGAUUAUUUCUUUUUGCUGAAAAA
Molecule: messenger RNA, 5983 nt
Organism: Gallus gallus (chicken)
Lineage: Eukaryota; Metazoa; Chordata; Aves; Galliformes; Phasianidae
Gene: GRB14
Product: growth factor receptor bound protein 14
Exons: 13
Coding region: 3890-5182 (430 amino acids)
Biological process (GO): insulin receptor signaling pathway; negative regulation of insulin receptor signaling pathway
Cellular component (GO): plasma membrane; cytoplasm
Source: RefSeq, a predicted model, not a curated record